UUGACCUUCAAGUGCUCGCAAACUCCACCAGUGGACGAUACACUUGAAGCUUCCAGUCUCUGUAUCGACCUCUAAUGUUGCAGGCGAUUUAUCCAUAUGAAGGUCCUUUCCCCGGAACCUUGAAGUUUUCUCGAGACGAAAUAUUUUUAGAUAUCCGAGAGGAAAACGAGUAUUGGCGUUUGGUUUCCAAAACCGACGGGACUCUAGGAUGUGUCCCUACUAAUUUUGUUAAGCGAUAUGAGGCUAAAAAUGAGGAUUUUGUUCAGCAGUGUGCCAAAAAAGCUCUAGCGAACCUAACAGCCAGUUCGUCGGAGGAACUUCAGGGAAAAGAAGACUUAGUGAAACGUUUGCUUCAAAUAUCCAAGGGGAAACCAGACGAAAGUACAGCACUUUGUGGAGAACUUUCUGAGCUAAAAAUAAGUGCUCCUGAAAAACCUGGAACUAUGACUGGAACAGUUGGAUUAAUACCUGGAAAACCUUCCCCUGCUAAACAAAGCAUUGGUUUACCAAAGAAUUUUGAAUCCUGCUUAGUGGAUACAAUCAGACUUGGUACAAAUUGCUCAUAUGCAGAUUGUCGAUCUGUCUAUUAUGCAAUUGUUGAUUUACUGUCCACUAUUCCGGAGCUAAAACAAAAUUUUCAAGGCUAUAAUUCAACCUCAUAUACAGUGGAAACCGAACUGGAUUACUCACGAAGUCCUGAUUGGUAUCUUCUUAAAAUUAAACUUGGAUAUUUUGAAUCCCGACAAAGUAAUGAUCAAGAAUGUAAUUGGGGAUUGCAUGAGGACAGUCAUGAAAUCGUUGAACGACUAAAUGAGCUAAAUACUCUUCUGGAAAAAGCUGAUCCAAAGUUAGUUGUUUGCUAUCUACAUUCGGUAAAAUUUCUACCAGUGCUCUCUCUUGUUGGACUAUAUCAACGCGAAACCAGGAAUGAAAUAAGAUCUAAGCUCCUUAGAUCUGUCGGUAUUUUGUGUUCCCUGGAUGCCGCUUGCAUUCGUAUUUGCCUUGGGUCAGUUCUACCAACUGAGCUUAUUCGUGAGCUACGAGGUUCUUCACCUUGUGAGAUUCCACAUCUUGCUUUACAGUUACGAUUUCUUUCUAUAUUAAUUAGUCAGUCUCAGAUUCUUCCUGUUGACUUGUACACAUCACUUGAUCAAGAACUAUUCACUCACCUCAUUAAUUUAUGUGAUACUUCAAAACAAGAGUCAAACUUAAUUGAUUUAGGGAAUCACUCUCCUAGUAAUCAAAUCUUAAUAACGGAUGGAUUGGAUCCGUUUGAACAGAAUGGCGGUCAGUAUUACAUGUUUUCUUAUGCAGUGGCGUUGUUUUUGUUAGCAUGCAACUGGCACUUUUGUUCAGUUUAUGCGUUAAAUUCUUCUGAAACAAGUUCGCCAAAUUCAACAGACACCAAGACACCGUUAUUAAAAGCGUUACUAGCCAAACCUGUCUCAUCACGUUUAUUCCUUGAAAUAAUUAUUCAGACAUUUAAUCGUCACUUGGAUCCAAUCUUCAUGGUUACGUUUUUACCAAACGAUAAAGAUUGCGAUUCAGCUAAUAAUUUAACACAAUGGGCUAGCUUUGCUCGAUUUGAUGCUACUUGGACGACUUCGUCAGAAAAAAACUUGGAAGAUUUUAUUAAAAAGUUUGAAGCUAAUUCAUACUUGCGUAAAAAUACUCACAAUGAUUUGGAAUAUAUUCAAAGUCUUUGGACUCAUAAUGUAGGCCAAACAGCUGAGUUGGACGGUAAACCUGUCUUGCCUGUUAAUGCUAGCCUAAACACACCAAAUAACAGUGUAGUAAAAUUUCUCUGUGACCUAUUUUCGUACUCAGAUACUGGAGCUUUAAUAUAUCAGAAUGAUUUGGAUGUAAUCAUUGGAGUGAUAAACCGGAGGAUACGAGAUGAACCAGCUUCUGAACAUCUGCCUCAUUUACUGCUACUUCUUAACCUGAUAUGUAUCAAUGCGAAUAUUGCAAAUAAAAGUUCUUUGAAAAUUAACGAUACCAUGGAAAUACUUGCACCUCUUUCACAAGCAUCUGUUAGUCCACGUUGUAAAACACUGGCGAUCGCUGCACAUCAACAAAUAAAAUCGGUUAUCUGUUCACCUGAUAGAAAGUAUUGAUUGUUUAUUAAUUGUUAACUUAAAAAGAUUUAUUGAUAAUUCGUAUUGCUGAACAUUCCUUUUUUUUCUUCCACAAACAAUUUUCAUUAUCAUCAGAAUUCCAAGUUUCUAAAUAGAACUCUUUAAAUAAUACUAUCCACAGAGUACUAAACAUGUUUAUUGUUAUUAUAAGAAAUACAAAAAUUAGUAAAACGAA
This is a messenger RNA of Schistosoma margrebowiei, 2313 nucleotides long. Lineage: Eukaryota; Metazoa; Platyhelminthes; Trematoda; Strigeidida; Schistosomatidae. The record is from the annotation of a GenBank genome assembly.